UUCUUCUCCGAUGGAACUCUUAACGAGGAAGAACUUGAAAAACUUUUCCAUACCAUUGAUUCAGACAACACCAACAACGUGGAUACGAAGGAAUUAUGUGAUUAUUUUACCGACCACAUGGGAGAUUAUGAAGAUGUUUUGGCUUCCCUGGAGACCCUCAACCUCUCCAUUCUGAAGGCCAUGGAUUACACCAAACGGGUGUAUGAAAGAGGAACCAAUGUGGACCAGUUUGUGACCCGUUUCCUGCUGAAGGAGACAGCCAAUCAGAUUCAGUCUUUACUCAGCUCGGUGGAAAGUGCUGUUGAUGCUAUUGAUGAGCAAACCAGUCAGAUAAGACAGUUCCACAGUAAAUCUGGCCACGGUGUCAUGGACACCUGGUACGACAACCCUGUGCCUAAUUAUCCCCCCAACAACAGAAUGGUAACCAAAGAACGCAGGAAAAGCUUCCAGACUGCCUCUUCAGACACCAAGGAGGAAGGCUUGGAAGCUCAGAUCAACAGGUUAGCAGAGUUGAUUGGGAGGCUGGAAAACAAGACUCUUUGGUUUGACCUGCAUCAGCGACUGUCGGACAGUGAAAACACAGCUUGCACAUAUCUUCUUUUGGUACGAACUGAGAUGACAGUUUCCCAGAAGCAUCUGGGGGAGUUCUGUGGCUCCCUUAAGCAGUACUUGAAGACUGUGGCAGGAGAACGGGACUGCUUUCAUGUAACUGCAGUCAGGCUUCCUGAUGGGGUCACUUUCAUCGUCUACGAGUUCUGGGAGUCAGAGGAUGACUGGAAGAGGCAUCUCCAGAGUCCUGCUUGCAAAAGCUUCCAGCAUGUGAAAGUGGAUACGCUCACCCAACCGGAAGCAGUCUCCAGUGUGUCGGUGCCAGCUGCUUGGUGCACCCUCAACCAAGACUGAUCAGGGAAGGCUGGCAUUGUUCCCUCUUCACCAGGCACUCUUGGAAGUUUCCGCUGUUUUGCAGAGAACAAAACUCCUGUCUUUUCUAACGACUUUGUUAACAGGUGUUGUCUUUCUCCCCCUC
This is a messenger RNA of Zootoca vivipara (common lizard), 1027 nucleotides long. It is a transcript of the gene NECAB2, whose product is annotated as N-terminal EF-hand calcium binding protein 2. Gene Ontology annotation, biological process: regulation of amyloid precursor protein biosynthetic process. Gene Ontology annotation, cellular component: cytoplasm. Gene Ontology annotation, molecular function: calcium ion binding. The record is from RefSeq and is a predicted model, not a curated record. Lineage: Eukaryota; Metazoa; Chordata; Lepidosauria; Squamata; Lacertidae.